This is a messenger RNA of Gorilla gorilla gorilla (western lowland gorilla), 983 nucleotides long. RefSeq names its product transmembrane protein 150B (gene TMEM150B). Gene Ontology annotation, cellular component: plasma membrane. The transcript has 8 exons. The record is from RefSeq and is a predicted model, not a curated record. Lineage: Eukaryota; Metazoa; Chordata; Mammalia; Primates; Hominidae. The coding region runs from base 224 to 925 and encodes 233 amino acids.
GAGCCAGGCCAGCAGCCCUAGCUUCUGGAAGGAUCCUUCAGGCUCCAGACACCCAACCUACCCGUGGCCGGAUGUCUGCCUGAGCCCCACCCCGAAUGCCAGCCCUUCUUCCCUGAACUCACCCAGCCCCAGCUCCAGGACUGAGAGCCCCAGGAAGCCUGGAGAGGUGUGAGAGAGACAGGUGUCCAGCCUCAGCCCCGCUCCUUCACCUGCAGAGCCCGGCAUGUGGGGCUACCUGUCGCUGAUGCCUGUCUUCCUAGCUGUCUGGGCUAUCUCUGGCGUCUGGAUCGUUUUUGCCAUUGCAGUGACCAACAGGACUGUGGACCUCAGUAAAGGCUUUCCCUACAUCAGCAUCUGCGGAUCCUUCCCCCCUCAGAGCUGCAUCUUCAGCCAGGUGCUCAAUAUGGGAGCUGCUCUGGCCGCGUGGAUCUGCAUUGUCCGUUACCACCAGCUCCGGGACUGGGGCGUCGGAAGGUGGCCUAACCAGCUGAUCCUAUGGACGGGUCUUCUCUGUGCCCUGGGCACCUCCGUGGUAGGCAAUUUCCAGGAAAAGAACCAGCGGCCCACGCACUUGGCAGGGGCCUUCCUUGCCUUCAUCUUGGGUAACGUCUACUUCUGGCUGCAGCUCCUCCUGUGGAGGCUGAAGAGGCUGCCCCAGCCCGGGGCUGCCUGGAUUGGGCCCCUCCGCCUGGGCCUCUGCAGCGUCUGCACCAUCCUCAUUGUGGCCAUGAUUGUCCUCCACGCCUGCUCGCUGCGUAGCGUCUCUGCGGCCUGCGAGUGGGUCGUGGCCAUGCUGCUGUUCGCGCUCUUCGGUCUCUUCGCCGUUGACUUCUCCGCCCUGGAGAGCUGCACGCUGUGUGUUCAGCCGUGGCCCAGCCUCAGCCCCCCGCCGGCCUCCCCCAUCUCCCUGCCGGUCCAGCUGUAGCAGGCACCCUGACCCGGGCCUUGCCCUCACCAGUGAAGCAGGAAAGAUGGGGCCAAUC